CAGGGCCGCGUCGGCAUGCUGUGCACGGACCAGCUGUGCACGGACCAGCGCGCACAGCCUCCCCUAAACUUCCUCUGUCACCUUAGGUUUGAGUGUAGCUCACCAUCGCUUCGGUCGGGUGGUGCGCACCACUACGAUACCCUACGGUACAUACGAUACGUAGAUAGCCCUACAUACAUCGCCACCCCUCGAGGAACGAACUCUUCAGCACCUGCACUUCAGUGGGCGUAUGCACACCUCCCUGUCCUCUCCCCAUCCAUUGUGGCUGCCUGUCAAGGCCAGAUCCAUGCAUUCGACUCUCAGGAUCUCAUCGAUGUCUACAUCCCAGACGGCCCUGAGACUGUCCUCUACCGUUGCGAGCAGCAGCCGUGCCCAAAUCGGACACCCCGAUCGAUUGAGGAGGAUUACCCUUGUUACAAGGCAAUCAGAUGGGCUCAACACCCCCUUGGCCCCCGCAGCACCCUCGCAUCUCGAUCCGCCUUGCGGUAUUCUCGCCCUGUCUCCCCCAGCUCCCGACUUCCUCAAACUGUUGUUGCCAGUCCAAGUCAAGCACGAGGAGAUCUCCCUCCAGACCCUGCGCCAGAGCCUGAGCCUAAGGAGAGUGCAAGUGAAGAAGAAGUCUCAGAGUUCGAGUCCGCGGAUCCUGCUCGGCCCACCUUGCCGACAGCGCUCGCCUCUGCGUCAGCAGUCCCUAACGUACGUGACCCCCCCACCAAACUUCCUUCGGCGCCUUCACCGCCAACUCCACCGAGAGGCCGCUCGAGCACUCGCUCCUCUCGAAGUUCGACUAGCGGAGGGCCACCACAGCCGCCUCCGCCCCCACAGCGUCCUCUGUCCCCCCCGACGCCGAUAAUGUCGUCCCCUACAGCCGCCCCCGACAAGGAGACUUUGAAGCUCCUCCUCCCACUCCAAUAUGAUGGCAAAACCAUCAUCGAGUGCAACCGGUUCCUGUCGCAGCUGCGCAUCUACUGGUUGGUUAACACGUCAUUGACCACCAUUGAGCUUAAGGUGCAGGUCGCACUAAGCCUGCUCGAUGGAGAUGCCCGUGCCUGGGCCACUCCCUACUUUGCCCAGCUUGUGUCGGUGCAGAUAGGAGUACAAGGGGCCACGACCCCAUUCAGGAACGAAGUGGCCUUUGCCGCCGCCUUCAAGGCCCGCUUCAGAAAUCUCGAUGAUGAGGCGGCAGCACAAGUGGAGCUGGCGAAGCUCUGC
Molecule: messenger RNA, 1212 nt
Organism: Postia placenta MAD-698-R-SB12
Lineage: Eukaryota; Fungi; Basidiomycota; Agaricomycetes; Polyporales; Adustoporiaceae
Exons: 5
Source: RefSeq, a predicted model, not a curated record